This is a messenger RNA of Ahaetulla prasina, 2345 nucleotides long. RefSeq names its product coiled-coil domain containing 97 (gene CCDC97). Bases 247 to 1632 code for a protein of 461 amino acids. The record is from RefSeq and is a predicted model, not a curated record. NCBI's taxonomy places the organism in Eukaryota, Metazoa, Chordata, Lepidosauria, Squamata, Colubridae. The transcript is spliced from 5 exons.
GAGGCCCCGCCCAGGAACCGGAAGUCGCUGGGGGAGAGAUAGAGAGCUGGUUCGACUUGAUUUACCUUCCCCCGCGAAGACGGCCGACGGUGCGACAUCGAAGAAGGAAGCGGGAUGAGCCGCGGGAGCCGUUUCCAACGGUGUUGAUUCCCUAAGAAGAAGAAAAAGGAGAGGGAGAAAGCAAGUAAUUUGCCACAGAGGGCAGAAAGCAAUUUUCCAGACAAUAUCAAGGCAAGAAAUCACAGUAUGGAAAUUCCAGCAAGCAAAGGUUGCCCUUCUCAGAGCAACAGAGAUUCUGAUAGAUCUUUCCGAACAUCUCCUGGUGAUGACCUGAAGUUUGCAGCCUCAGAUAUGUGCAACUUUGGGACAGUUGGCAGUUCCCCUAGAGGUCACACGUAUUGGGGAGAACAAAUGUCAGGAGUCCCAAAUUCACACAACUAUUCCCUGAGCAGGAAAGGAACAUUUCAAUCGCCUUCUCAUAGGGAGGAGGAAACUGGGCGUCCAGGCCAAAAUUCUUCUGUGGGCAAACACAGGUCCAAAGUGGGGCCCCCCGUCUCCUGCUGCUGGGGUGAAUUAAAGAUGGAAAACCCAGCCACAAAUAAUGGGAGCAAGGCUACCCAAGAUUUGAACCAAGGCGCUGAAAAACUGGGGGACCUGGAUGCUGAAAAUGACACCCCCGACAGGGAGGAGACCUCCAAUGACAGACAGUCACAUUACAAUAAUGGAAAUUUUAAGUCCUCUGGUUCAAACGUGGUCAUUGAUGGUCCCAUGGAAGAGGAGGACUCCGAUGUGCUUGCCAUGUUCCACGCUGUGGCCAACAGCCGCUUGGCAGUCCAGAGCCAACAGAAGGAUGAGCCAGAUUUUACACCAGCUCAGAAAUUGGAGAUUUUACGGAAUUUAUACCACACCAAGCCUCUGAUCUUCCUGGAGCGCUUCCGAACAGUCCUGCGGGAAGAACACUUGCCCUGUUUCCGCCAUCUCUCUGGCAAUUAUGAGGCAGAUUUUUACUGCGCUGAAGUCCGCAAAGCAAACCUGGGCAAAACCCUGCAUACUAGGGUGAGGAACAAACGCUAUGCAGCUCUGCAACAACUCAUCAGAGGUGGGGAAUAUUUCAGCGAUGAGCAAAUGAGGGGCCGGGACCCCCUCCUGUAUGAGCAGUACAUCGGACAGUAUCUGAGCGACGAGGAGCUGCAGGAGCUGGGCCACUGUAACCUGGAAGCUUCCUGCUCCCUCUCGGGCAUCCUCCUAGAUUCCUACCAGGAGAAGGUCAUCCAGCAGCGGCUUCUGAUCCAGCAGGAGCAGGAAGAGGCCUGCCAAGAGGAGGAAGAGGAAGACAGUGACCAGGAGAGCAAAGACCAGGAUAUUGACCCUGAUGCAGACGAAUGGGUCCCUGAUGUGGAAGAGAAAGCUUUUCUGCGGGAAGAGUUCACGAGCCGUAUGUACCAGCGCUUCCUGGAGGGCAAGGAUCUGGAUUUUGACUACAGCGAAGUCGACGAGAACCCAGAGUUCGAUAACCUCGACAUUGUCUCGAGAGACGAGGAAGAGCGUUAUUUCGACGGGGAGGAGCCCGAAGCCGCCGACGGUAUGGAAACGGAGGAGACGGGAACGAAGACCUUAGCUCCCGGGAUGUAGGGGAAGGCCCCAGGCCACCCCCCACUGUUGAUGACAGAGCAGGGAAGCGUGCAUUGGUACAUAUGGUACGUUGGUACACGAUUCACCUUCCUUGAAUCGGGUGUGGGGGGGGGAAAUCCGCUUUUCACCUUCCCAGCGACGGAGCGUUGAAAUCGGAACCGGUUGCCAGAGGGAACGUUGGAAGACCCCCCCACACGCAGGUUUCGUAGCCGGUGUGGGCAUUACCACCUUGCUUCCUGAAUUCUUCUGAGUCCCCAGUAGGAAAAAGAUGGCGGAGAACGGGGAGAUCAGAGAAUGCCGUUGUGUGUUUGACGUGCCCCAGUAAAAUCUCAUCCUUUGAUUUGGGCGCAUUCGUUGUGAAGACACCAGCAUGUUCCUUUCUUGUGUCUGGCUUUUCCCUCUUGAUUCGUAAAUCGGUAUUUCUCAACCUUGGCCGCUUUAAGAGGGGGUGGGCUUCCAACUCCCAGAAUUCCCCCAGCCAGCCAUGCUGGCUGAAGAAUUCUGGCGGUUGAAGUCCACCGCCUCUUAAAGCGGCCAAGGUUGACCAACACUAUUUUAACUAAUCAGUCUCCAUUGGAGACAGAGCUGUGGCUCUCGCCCCAAAUCAAACAUCCCGCCGUCCCCCCCCCCUCCUGCCAGUGUUCUGCUGUUCAAUGGCAAAUUGGGUGCAAUUUCCCAGCAUUCGGAGGUAAACAAUAAAACCGUUAAAUAAG